AUGCCGACUGGCGAAGAUGGUGUUUGUUACAAGCAGGGCGUGACUGUUAAGGAGAACUUUCAGAUGUGUGAUGUGACGAAUCGGAAGAUCCUGGACCAGCUAAAGGAACGAAAGCCGCAAGUAACGUUCUCCUGCGAAGCCGAAGACAAGACUUGCAAUUUCCAGUUCUGGGUCGACCAGGUGGAGUCGUUCUAUUGCGGCUUGGAUACUUGUGACUGGGGCCUUGAAACCGACUACGACAAAAACACAACCCAUUAUAAAUGCGAGAAUAUCAAUUGCAAGUGCAUUCCCGGCCGCAUGCUUUGCGGUGAAGAAGGUUCUAUCGACAUCGGCGAGUUCCUCAAACAGUCAAUCAAGGGACCGGCCACCUUUUCAUCCGUUUCCACUGUCGGUGGUAGCAAAGAGGAUGGCAGCAAGUUCCAGGAACCCGAGAUGGAUAACUUGAUCAAAAGUGUCUUUGGUGACGAGAGUAUCACGCUCAAAUGCUCUUCCGGUGAAUGUGUCCAUAAGACGGAAGUCCCAGGAUACCAACGCCCUGUCAAGAAGAUCAAUACUCCACUUAUAGCGGGCGUUAUUGCAGGAUGCGCUCUAUUUGUUGUCGCUGUGAUAUUGGGUCUUUGGUAUCAGUCUCGGCGGUCCCGUUACAGCCGUAUCCAGCUGUCCCUCUCGGAUGAUUCUGACGACGAAGCAUCGAAGCUUUUAGCUGACCACCGCCCAGCUGCACUCUACUGGGAUAAUGUGUCCUACUUCGUUAAUGGGAAGGAGAUUCUUUCGGGCAUUCAGGGUGUUGCACAGCCAGGACAAAUUACCGCAAUCAUGGGAGCGUCAGGUGCUGGAAAGACCACUUUCCUUGAUUUGCUGGCGAGGAAGAAUAAGCGAGGUAUCGCCCAGGGAGACUUUUAUGUUAACGGGGAGAAGUUGGACGACGCGGAUUUCAAGAGCAUGAUCGGCUUCGUGGAUCAAGAGGAUACUAUGCUCCCCACAUUGACUGUUCACGAAACGAUUCUGACAAGCGCGUUGUUGCGUCUACCCCGAGACAUGAGCCGAGCCGCUAAAGAGCAACGAGUAACGGAAGUCGAGAAGCAGCUCGGGAUACAUCACAUCAAAGACCAAUUAAUUGGCUCCGAGGAAGGCUCAGGUCGAGGCAUUUCUGGUGGUGAGAAGCGACGAGUUGGUAUUGCCUGCGAGCUAGUCACCAGCCCUAGCAUCCUGUUUUUGGAUGAACCUACCAGUGGAUUGGACGCCUUCAACGCUUUCAACGUGGUCGAAUGCUUGGUAUCGCUAGCGAAGGAUUACAAUCGCACUGUUAUUUUUACCAUCCAUCAACCGCGGUCCAAUAUCGUUGCGCUCUUCGACAGGCUGAUUCUCUUGGCCAAUGGUAAAACUGUCUAUUCUGGCCCAUUCUCGACAUGCCAACAGUAUUUUGAUGACGCCGGAUACACUUGUCCACCGGGAUUUAACAUUGCUGAUUACCUAGUGGAUCUCACAAUGCAUGCUGGCAGCACUACUCAAUUCCACAGCGACGAGGAGGAGAGCCCGUUAUUGGCUGUGCGCUCUGAUCCGCCAAAAACGGCUUCAAGCAGUUUAAGAGCAGUCAAGUCUGUUGCGAGUGCGUCAAAUGCCAGUAUAGAGGAUUCCAGCAAUAGCUUUGAUUACGGCAGACGACCCAAAGGUAAACGACGAACGUCCCUCAAGCAACGGCAAGACCGUCAGCUUUACUCCCGCAGAAAAGAUGCUGAUGCACCACCUACGCCUCGAACUGAUGAGGAGGACGCCGCUGAGGUAGGCGAAAGCCAACAGCACUGGCUGCGACUAUCCCGCCAGCAGGGCCAGACACCACCCCAGAUUCUAGACGAUCCGCACGACCUUCCCCCGGCCGCUUCCGGCCAGACUGAUUUGGAUUUAAUGGUUGCCCACUACGCAGCAUCCGACAUUGCACGAAACGUGCGUAAUGAGAUUAUUUCAGCAACUCAACGUGCGAGCGCCGGGAAUGGGUCUGUUAACUCUGAAGUUCCCUCUUCACCUCUGGUUCAAACCCCUAAGAGCUAUGCAAGAGUGAGCUUGGCUCGCCAGUUCAUUAUCCUAUCACAAAGGACGUGGAGGAACCUUCAUCGGAACCCGAUGUUGAUGCUCACACAUUAUGCUAUCGCCAUCCUGCUUGCCGUUCUGUGCGGCUUUCUAUUCUACGGCCUAACAGACGACAUCAAGGGUUUCCAGAACAGACUUGGUCUUUUCUUCUUCGUACUGGCUUUGUUUGGGUUCAGCACAUUGACCAGUCUAACUGUGUUCUCAACAGAACGCCUUCUGUUCGUCCGGGAGCGUGCUAACGGGUAUUAUCAUCCUGUGACCUACUACGCCGCGAAGGUGGUGUUCGACAUUGUACCCCUCAGGCUCAUUCCGCCGAUCAUUAUGGGUGUGAUAGUUUAUCCAAUGACGGGGCUAAUCCCGGCCUGGCCCGAGUUUUUCAAGUUCAUCCUGGUAUUGGUUCUCUUCAACCUAGCCGCUGCUACCAUCUGCUUGUUCAUUGGCAUUGUCUUCCGCGAUGGCGGUGUGGCCAACUUGAUUGGAAGCUUGGUCAUGCUUUUCAGUCUCCUAUUUGCUGGGCUGUUGCUCAACCAUGAUGCGAUCCCGCCAUCGGCGCUCUGGUUGCAAUCGCUAUCCAUCUUCCAUUACGGGUUUGAAGCAUUGAUCGUUAACGAAGUAACAUUCCUGACAUUGAUCGAUCACAAGUACGGACUUGAUAUUGAGGUUCCGGGGGCUUCAAUCCUUAGUGCAUUCGGAUUCGACACUCUGGCCUACUGGAAGGAUGUCAUCGGACUAGCUGUCUUUUCCGGAGCAUUCCUUGUGAUUGCGUACAUAGCGAUGCAUUUCCUGCUUGUCGAGCGGCGAUAAUGGCGUGCGGCAUAAUUCCGCCCCGUGGGUGAAGCUUGUUUGAACCCACAAGCAACGUGAUGAUGUUUUCUCGUAUCUAAUGGUACAAGUAUAGGUUGGAGCUGUACAUACUUUGCAAUUUGUACCAGAAUUCAGCAUAC
Aspergillus nidulans FGSC A4 is the source of this 3032-nucleotide messenger RNA. RefSeq names its product putative ATP-dependent permease ADP1. Gene Ontology annotation, molecular function: ATP binding; nucleotide binding; ABC-type transporter activity. Gene Ontology annotation, cellular component: endoplasmic reticulum membrane; plasma membrane; membrane. The coding region runs from base 1 to 2892 and encodes 963 amino acids. The transcript has 3 exons. The record is from RefSeq and is a predicted model, not a curated record. NCBI's taxonomy places the organism in Eukaryota, Fungi, Ascomycota, Eurotiomycetes, Eurotiales, Aspergillaceae.